Messenger RNA from Lampris incognitus (smalleye Pacific opah), 2558 nucleotides. It is a transcript of the gene fam167ab, whose product is annotated as family with sequence similarity 167 member Ab. The transcript is spliced from 4 exons. The record is from RefSeq and is a predicted model, not a curated record. NCBI's taxonomy places the organism in Eukaryota, Metazoa, Chordata, Actinopteri, Lampriformes, Lampridae. Bases 1111 to 1734 code for a protein of 207 amino acids.
AUGGAAGUGACGGUCCACCGUUGAGGCUGUCUGGGUCGGAGUCUAGUUGGACUGCGCAGCACGGUGAAUCUACCAGACAUUUACAUGCUUCACACAGAAGACCCGGACGUCCUAACCCUUCUGCCAGAUCCAGAACAAAUAUUGUCUUCUCAUACGCCAACACCAUGAAGUGGAGUUUUCUGAUGGGGCAACUGGACACUGCAUGAACAGCCAGAGGCUGGAGUCAUCAGCCAUGAAACCCGCAUGAUGGUUGGACAAAAGCUAAACCCUGAGGAUGAGUGGCAAAAAGAAAAAAAAUGCUGACUCACAUCUUGGGCCAGUGCUGUUGCCAUGGAAACGGCUUGUUCCCAUCCAGUAAACAUCCAGAAGGCGGAUUCUCGGGCAGCGUGCUCUUCCCCUUUUAUUCAACAUAUGACGAGAAAGACUACACACCUAAUCUGAGAGGAUUCAGAAGGACUGUGUUGCAAGAAUUACGUUAAGCACCCUCUCUGCAAAGCCCAUUCAAUACAAUGACCUGUAGUAUUGAUAAUGAUUUGCUGUGUGGUGAUGAAGUAAAUUGCAUUUGGACAAGCGCCUAUAUUCCAUUCUUAAUCAACAUCCUGUCAAUUAACCGCAUCUACAAGCCAGAGUUGAGGUUUACACUUUAUGUCAGAUGUCGUAUUAUUGGUGUGUUGCGAGUCAUUUGGACAUCCUUGAUCAUGUCUGUUCUCAGCAAAUGUGAGCACACUGCAUGACAUGCAUUUUGUUUCCACAGCGGUUUCCCAAGGCUGUCUGCUCAUCAAUGUCAGGCGGACAUAUUUGGGAACCACUGAAGAUUUGAAGGAGAAAUUGGGGCACUUUUAAAAGGGAAACCUCUGGAGUAUCUCAGCACCCAGCCAGAUGAACUGUUUCUGAUACAGAUCAUACACAAAGCAAACACUGAAACAGUAACACACACACACACACACACACACACACACACACACACACACACACACACACACACACACACAAUGACUGUUAUCCCAAAUAAUAAGAGAGCAGCAGGGUGGCGCUGAGGAACAAAUCCCCCAAUCUUUUGUCUUGGGUUUUGACGUGUUUCUGGAGAAGGUGUGUUUAACUGGACGAUUAAUGAUGGAAACCAGCGCAGUUCCUCAGUUUGUGGUGGACGGUGCAAGAGACCUGGAAGAGGCACACAAAGAGGAUUCAGGUUUAACCUCAGAUGACCAUCUCAUGAACCUGAAGGCCUUGGCAGAGAAGUUAAGAUUAGAAACCAGGAGACCAUCUUACCUCGAGUGGAAAGCUCAGUUAGAGGCCCAAAGCUUCAGAAACCCAGCGGUGCAAAAAGAUGCGGAGGGUCACAUGGGGCACCCCGUCACACCCAAAGGGGAUGUAAUGAACUCAAAUGUGAUUCAGCACAAGUUGCCGCCAGGAGUCCUCCGGGGGUUUGGAAAUAUAGACGAAGCCCUCAGCUGGCUCAGGAGGGAACUGACAGAGAUGCGUUUACAAGACCAGCAGCUCGCAAGGCAGCUCAUGCGCCUCCGCAACGACAUCAACAAGCUGAAGAUCGAGCAAACGUGCCACCUGCAUCGGCGGAUGCUCAACGACGCCACCUUUGGCCUUGAGGAGCGGGACGAGCUGUCGGACCUGCUGUGCGAAUGCCCCGUCACACCGGGCCUCGGCCUUUCCGCCCCGCUGCGCCUCAUUGGCGUCACCAAGAUGAACAUCAACUCUCGCCGCUUCUCGCUCUGCUAGGGCCAGCCAGCUUUUCAAGGAGGUGUUUUUCACUGCAACUUACAAAUUAUAUUUUUCCCAUUGUGCCCACGUCCCUACCAUGGCUUCUUAAUAGUAGGUAGAGGUGAGAAUAUUUGGGUAUUUAAAAGACAAAACUUGACUUGACAGACCUAGAGGCAUAACAUCUAAUUGUGUGCUCCCUAAAAUCAAAGGGUGAGCUGUAUACAAUCAAGAUAAUGGCCUAUCUGUUAUGGAUUAAGUGCUUUUAGUCUUCAGUAAUGUUUUUUUUUUUGGUCACAAAUUUAUAAAGACAGCUUACAGCAAGCAUGGUGUUUUAAAGUGGUACUGGAUCUUGCAGGAACCUUUUACUCCAUUAAAGUAUGAGGCAUUUUUCAAGUCAUCUUCUUGAGCUUAACUUUGUCCUCUGCCCUAUUGGUUCUAGCAUCACCAGGAAACAAUCAGUUAAUGGGAUAUGUUAUGCACUUGGUCUUUCGAAACUUUCAGAAACAUUUCAAUAGUUUGUACGUAACGUGCGAGGUUAGAAACUUGAAUUUUCCUCCGUUGCAUACGAUCAGUCCUCUAUGCACUUCAACCAGUGUCUGCCAAGAGGCCCAGUGAAGUUACUGAUAGUUUUGUACAUACUGUAUAAAAGAUGCCUUAAUCAACGUUAUUUCAUAUCAAACCAAAAUACAUAAUGUUUAUUUCUAGUUUGCAAGUUGCAGUAUCCAGUAAAUCGGUCCUGUUUCCUGUGAAUAUAUUUGUGGUAAUACAUUUUUUAACGACUGUCACUAACAAAUUUCUUUACUUGGUAUUGAAUUAUUUUACUUGGUAUUAAAUUGCUUUAC